This is a messenger RNA of Oryctolagus cuniculus (rabbit), 1694 nucleotides long. Its product is annotated as signal peptidase complex subunit 3. Gene Ontology annotation, cellular component: membrane; signal peptidase complex. NCBI's taxonomy places the organism in Eukaryota, Metazoa, Chordata, Mammalia, Lagomorpha, Leporidae. The record is from RefSeq and is a predicted model, not a curated record. Gene Ontology annotation, biological process: protein targeting to ER.
GGUUGUGUGUGUGGGAAUCAGGGACGACCACCGGGGCUUUUUGUUCCACCAGGUGGAGAUGUGGUGCUACUGUUUUCUGAGAUCAGUUGUUCCUUGCGCUUUGAGGUGUUCUCAGGUUAGUUCAUCCCACAGUGGUUGUAGAAAAUAUUAGUGACUUGCAGAAAGCAUUCGGGGCGGCGCGCGCUCCCGGGAACACGCGCACACUUGAGGAGUUGCGGAUCUCAGGGAGGAGGUGCGCCUGAGGAAGCGGACCCCGGAGCCCUUCUGUACGGGUGGAGACGGGAUUGUGGUUGACAGUCACGAUGAACACACUGCUGUCGCGGGCAAACUCGCUGUUUGCCUUCUCGCUGAGCGUGAUGGCGGCGGUCACCCUGGGCUGCUUCGUCACCACCGCAUUCAAAGACAGGUGCGUGCCGGUGCAGCUGCAGGUCUCCCGGAUCAUGCUAAAAAAUGUAGAAGACUUCACUGGACCCAGACAAAGAAGCGACCUGGGAUUCAUCACAUUUCAUAUAACUGCUGAUCUGGAGAAGACGUUUGACUGGAAUGUUAAGCAGUUGUUUCUUUAUUUAUCAGCAGAAUAUUCAACAAAAAAUAAUGCUGUGAACCAGGUGGUCCUCUGGGACAAGAUUGUUCUGAGAGGUGACAAUCCGAAGCUGAGGGUGAAAGAUGUGAAAGCGAAGUAUUUUUUCUUUGAUGAUGGAAAUGGUCUCAAGGGAAACCGGAAUGUCACUUUGACCCUAUCUUGGAAUGUUGUACCAAUUGCUGGAAUUCUACCUCUUGUGACAGGAUCAGGACAUGUGUCUGUCCCAUUUCCAGAUGCAUAUGAAAUAAUGAAGAGUUACUAAGUUGUUCUGAAUUUCAGACAGCAUAUUUUUAGACUUAACGAAGCACGUGUCAUUUUAUUUCUUUGCUUAUAUCAUCGUUUGGUUUUUAUUCUUAAUUAAUUUUUAGUAUAAGAACCAACAUGAAAAGGAAUUCUUGAAAGGAAAUGUUAAUGGCCUAAUUAAACUUAAUUUUACAACCAAGAGAAGAAGAAGGAGGAGGAGGAGAAGAGGAAGAAGAGGAGAAGGGAGGAGAAAGAGGAGGGAAAGAAGAAAGCCCACGAGAAUGGAGUAUUAUAAGACAACUGCAUAAUAAGGAUUUGUAAAAAAGGAUCCAUAUUUGAAGUGUUUGUUGUAUUUCACUUAUUCUUUCCAGACUAUCAUGGGAGCAUGAAGGGUAGUCAAAACUCCCAGGUAUCUAUGGACUCAUAGGAACUCUUGUGUUUUAUGCCCUUCUUUAUGUAAGUAUACACUGGACGUGAUGUACAAGUACACAUCCUCUUUUAGAGUAUAUGUCAUUACUGGAAAAAUUAAUGUUGUGAGUUGUUUGAAGACUGGCUUACAAAAAGGGGCCAGAAGUGAUGGAUUUUCUUUUUCAUUUGUCUUGGGACUGUCCAUAAUACUUGUCUUUUUUUUUUUUUUUUUUACAGGUGGCUAGUUAGUUUCUAAACUUAAAAACGAAAUAGCUCUUUAUAGUUAUAAGUCAUCCUAAUUCAUUUUAAUGUCUCAAGUCAAACAAAUGUGUGGCUUUUGGUGCUUUCUCUAAGAGUGUCACUUUGCAGUAAUGUCUUUGUAUAGACUUUUAGCAUUGCUAUUGAAAGCUGAUAAUGUUUGCAUGGUUUGCCCUAUGAAUUAAAUUUGUUGUAGUCAGCA